AAUAUGUGAUUUGAUUUCAACUUGAUACUGCAUCUCAAUCUAGGAAUUUGCCUUGUUCGGUUUUCAUGCCAUACACAUCCGAAAUUCCCCAGUCGCAAACCACUGAAUGCACUACCCCAUAGUAUAUUGAAACAUAUUAGCAUCUCAAUCACUGCUUUUAUACGCAGUCAUCAUGGCAGCACGAGCGUCGUCCAUACUGCGCCGCUCCUUACUAUAUGGUUGUCCCCAAAUCAUCAUUGUUCAAGGAUGCCUGCUAAGAUAAUUCGCAUAGUACCUGCGUCUUCUCAAAAGAUGCUCACCAAGUCCCUGGGCUUGACAACGGACAAUGUCACCUAUGAUUUGGAGGAUUCUGUAACCCCCUCUCAAAAGAGCAAUGCUCGGAAUCAAUUGAAAGACCAUUUAUCUGGCCUCAAAUUGCGCCCUUCCACCAUUUCGGAGCUUGCUGUUCGAAUAAAUGCCGUUUCCACACCAUUUGCUCUUGACGACCUCACUACGCUGGCAUCUGCGGAUCGUGUUGAUGCUGUUGUUGUGCCCAAAGUCAACUCCGCUGCCGACUUAACCUUUGUUACCGAUGUAUUGAGGCAUGUCGCUCCAGCGCGUCACGAAGAUGGCUCAGAAAAUCCUAUCAAGAUCAUAGCGCUUAUCGAAUCUGCACGAGCAGUCAUGGACCUCUCAUCCAUAUGCAAAGCCUCCCCUUUUCUUAGCGGCUUGAUAUUCGCAGCUGAGGAUUUUGCACUUGAUCUUUCGAUAACAAGAACACCGUCACUGACAGAAUUCCUCUAUGCACGAUCAGCCAUUGUCACCGCAGCUCGAUCGUAUGAGCUACCAAGUGCCAUAGAUUUGGUGUGUACCUCAUAUCGAGGUGAUGAGGGGUUGCGGACAUUGGAAGAGGAAUGUAAAGGUGGAAAAGCCAUGGGAUUCAAUGGGAAACAAUGUAUACAUCCUGGACAGCUCGAAACUGUCCAAAGAUUGUUCGCCCCCGAUAUGAAGGAUGUAGAGUGGGCUGUUCGUAUCACUAUUGCUGACGAAAAGGCAGCGGCCGCUGGGCGCGGUGCGUGGACUCUGGACGGGAAAAUGAUUGAUGCUCCAGUGGUGGGGAAGGCCCAUGCAAUAACCGCCAAAGCAGAACAUUGCGGCAUUGAUGUUCAAGAUCUAAGAGCCAGGUGGAAAGAUCAAGAGCCAGAGUAGUAAUACCCUAUGUUAACAGCGCUUGCAAAUACAUAAAACAAGGCCGUUAGACUGAAGAAUGAUCUUCGGAAGUGAUUAGCACCACAUCAUAUGAUUUGGCCG
Molecule: messenger RNA, 1290 nt
Organism: Trichoderma asperellum CBS 433.97
Lineage: Eukaryota; Fungi; Ascomycota; Sordariomycetes; Hypocreales; Hypocreaceae
Source: RefSeq, a predicted model, not a curated record